CUUCGGAGUCACGUGAGUGACUUCGUGAAGAACCCCGCCUACGGUGCAUGCGUGUCAUAUCGCAUACACGCAUUGAACGUGUCGGACCUGGGGAGGAUGUCCCCUUGAACGGGAGAGUUAAAAAGCCGGUCGACGGCAGGUAAGUGAUUCUGCAUUUUCACCGUUUUUUAGGAAUGGAUAGAGGACGCAGAAAGGCUGUGAAGAAGCUGCAGGAUGUCGGCGGUAAAGGUGCCGGGGACCCGCAGCAGCAGCCGACGGCACAGGCAGUUUCCAUUGAGACAGCUGUGCCAGAUUCAAACCCCGCGCCGGGAAAAACUAAUUCUAGACCGGGCGGGAAGGCGAAACGCAAAACGAACCGCUGUGAAAGUGAGCCCGAAAAGUCGCCGGUAAAUACUUACUUGUAUAGCAGUGAUGAUGACCAGCUGCAGGGCAUGGAGCAGCCAGCAGCGACCGCAUCUGCAGAGCUCGGAAAACAGUACGAGUGGCUGCAGAAUGUGGGGCCGUCAUCAAUAUGUUCGGAGGAGUACCGGGACGGCGAACAACGGCAUUUGCAGCGGCCGGGAGCAACCAGAGCCGGUAGGCAUGGCGACGAGUUGCGAUUUAAACCGCGUGCGACUAGUGCCCGAGGGCACGAAAGUCGGCAGGAGCGGUGGGCUAAAAAGAAACACCCGCGAGCGACUAGUGCGGGAGAGCACGAAAGUCGGCUGGAGCGGUUGUGGGAGGAACAUCUCCAUAGUGUCAGGCUCCAGAAAAUGGAUAAAAGCCGCACACAUACAGGUGUAAGUCCCUCAGAGCAUGGCCAGAAAAGGCUGCUGGACAUAUCAUCCUCAUCUGAAGAGGGUGUUCAAGGGCUGCCUGACUCAGACUCUGAACAAGAGUCAGAGCCACGUUCCCAUAUGGAGGAUGAGGGAACACAGUUGCUGGACAUGGUGGGCACAUAUUUCCAGCAAGAAGAAACUGGAAAAGACCUAGAGGCCAGGAUGGCUGCCAGCAUUGAUUAUAUGACGACCCAUCACCUCAAAACUAAUACCUUAGCUGAGGUAUGGGCAAGACAUUUACCUCCGCGAAAUUGUGCGGCCCUGAAUGUACCCAAGGUGAACCGAAGCAUUUGGAGACACGUGGGGCAGGAUAUUCGGAGUCUGGAUAUCAAAAUACAGAACGCUAUUAAAGGAUAUAAUAGCUCGGCGGGUAUAACAGCUUUGGCCCGUACGCUGGAAAAUGUGGAUAUGUCAAAUGACAUGAAAGAUGCUUUAGCACUGUUUUGCAAUGUUCAAUUUGAACUGAACAACAUCAGGAAAGGGGCUAUUCAGCCAGCGUUAGACCCAAAAUUUGCAAUCCUGUGCAAACAGAAAGCCAUAAAACCUCAAAAUUUGUUGUUUGGGGGUGACCUAUCAAAACAGGUCAAAGAUUUGGAGGAAGAGGCCAAAACUUUGGGCCUAAUAAAAGCGACCAAAGGAUAUCUCGGAAAACGGUAUCAUCCUUAUGGGACGACUAAAAAAGCAAGUACUAAUAUGUAUAGUACGAAAAAUUGGAGAGAGGCCAGAGGUAACCAGCAACAGCGUCCUUUUUUAGGGGUUGGCCCGGGACGCCCACAAUGGAAAAUGCGGAAGCCUCCACUUCAACAUUUACCCCACUUUCAACCUCAAGGCCCUCCGCAACCUCGGUUAAGACCAAGAAAGUAACACCACCGAUAACCAUGGAGGGCUGCAUCUACAUCAGCAGCUAAUCGCCUGGAGGUACCGAUGGACAAAAUCCUCAGAACUGCAGGAUGGUCAUCAGAGAAAACGUUUCGCACAUAUUACAACAAACCAGUUAGAAAAGAAGAAACGUUUUCGGGCAAAAUUUUGAGUUCUAUUUAAUUUACACCUGAAGCUUAUAAGGUUUAUAAAUUGAUUUAAUAAAUAUUAUUUACAAUUUUGUUUAAAAUGUUGGUAUGAUUGUAUUUUUUUUUAAAUACCAGUAACAAUUUCUCCCAAACUACCAAGGCAGUUGUGAAGAUUGGACUCAUUCCACGGCAUGAGGUCACAGAGCUUUGAAGUCUUCACGAAGUCACUCACGUGACUCCGAAGUAAAAUAGUAAGAUUAAACGAGAACUUACCAGUUUGAAGUUUGAUCUUUAUUUUAUGAGGAGGAACGUUGAGGGAAUACGUGCCCUCCGCUCCCACCCUUAUAUGGUCAUAUCUUAAACUGGUAUCUCUUUAAUAAUCUUACUAUCUUAGGUCAUUAUUGUGUAUCUGUGACCUCACACCGCUGCUUUGAAGAAUGACACGCAUGCGCCGUAGGCGGGGUUCUUCACGUAUUCCCUCAACGUUCCUCCUCAUAAAAUAAAGAUCAAACUUCAAACUGGUAAGUUCUCGUUUAAUCUUACUAUUCUUGAUUAGUACGGAUGUCAGAGGUUAUGGGGAGAAGGCAGUAGAAUGGGGUAAGGAGUGAAUGAUAUAUCAGUCAUGAUUGAGUAGACUUGAUGGGCCGAAUGGCCUAAUUCUAUUCCUAUCACUUAUCAUCUUAUCGAUUUUUGAACACCACUAGUCACAAUUCUUCAGCCUGAAUAACACCCUUCCAGCACUAUCCCUUGUUUUUUUAUGGGCAAACCAAUUCUGAAUCCAAACCACUAAAUCACUACAGAUUCCAUGUAUCAUAUAGUCUGCCUACCACUGGGCACAUUAUCAAAUACCUUACAUUGCCUCCUCUAAACAAUCAAUCAAGUUUGUAAGACAUGAUCUGUUUUGCCCAAGCCCUGCUGUCUGUCCCUAAUUAUCCUGUUUUGUUUUAAAUGUGAGUUGAGUAAAUCCUAUCCUGAAGAAUUAUCUCCAGUAUUUACCUCCCCAUUUACACGAGGCUCACUGACCUAUAAAUUGUUAGAUUAUUGUAUACAGUAUGGUGGUGCAGUGGUGAUCCAGAGAUAUAAACAAAAGACACGGAGCCCUGAGAUCAAACUGCAAUUUAAACUCAGCUCUUGAUCUGGAAUUUAUUAGAAAAACAUUGACACCACUAGAUUUUUGAUAUAAAAAAUAAAUGAGGGCAGCACAGUGGUCUAGCUGGUAGAGCUGCUGACUCAGGGAGCUGCCCACACCUUGGGUGUCAUCUGUUUUGAGUUUGCACGUUCUUCCUAUGACAGCGUGGGUUUCCUCUGGAUGCUCCCAUUUCCUCCCACAUCUCAAAAAUGUAUGGGUUUGCAGGUUAAUUGUGUUCUGUAAAUCACACCUAGUGUGCAGGGAAUGGAUGAGAGAGUAUAAUAACAUAGAUCUAGUGUGAACAGUUGAUUGCUGAAAUAAACAGAAAUACCAUUUACAUUGUAUUCCAUUGGGAGGGGGUUCAGAGUGUCCUUGUAUGACAUGUGCUGCUUUUAAGACGUCACUGUGGACGCUUCUGCAGAGUCUUUUGAGUUCUGCCUUAUGCAGGGCAAGACGCGACACUCCAACCCCUUGGCUAUUAAAUCUGACUGUCAACAGUCUGAAAGUUGCGAGUUUCAUGCCAGUAAACAGCCUGUCCCACGUAGGCGACUUUUUGGGCGAGUG
Messenger RNA from Leucoraja erinaceus (little skate), 3518 nucleotides. RefSeq lists its product as uncharacterized. The transcript is spliced from 2 exons. Lineage: Eukaryota; Metazoa; Chordata; Chondrichthyes; Rajiformes; Rajidae. Bases 174 to 1682 code for a protein of 502 amino acids. The record is from RefSeq and is a predicted model, not a curated record.